Messenger RNA from Bombus pascuorum, 4128 nucleotides. RefSeq names its product muscle M-line assembly protein unc-89-like. Lineage: Eukaryota; Metazoa; Arthropoda; Insecta; Hymenoptera; Apidae. The record is from RefSeq and is a predicted model, not a curated record. The transcript has 5 exons. The coding region runs from base 2794 to 4128 and encodes 444 amino acids.
GCAAUUGUUUAAAAUAAUUUCGUAAAAAUGUUAAAUGUCCGAUAACCAUCAAACACGUGCUUUUAACAAACAUUCAUAAACAUUCAUAAAAGUUUAUGAAAAUUUUCAUUAUUGUUGAAUAUCCGUGUCAGAUAAAUGAUUGUGAAUGAAAACGCGUACCUAAGCAUUUACCGUCGAUCCGUAGAAAUGGUGAAUAUCCAUUUAUCUCCACCGAACGUGCAAAAACACAAAUGAACUGCCAUUGUCUUUAAUGUGUCAACAUUAUUUCAAAAGCUCGCUAUCCUUUUUAAUUGUUUACUGAAGUACAUACUCGCUCUUCAAAAUGUUGCCGAAUAUUCGCUAAUGUUCGCUAAUGUGAAUUUUCUUUGGCGGAGACACGAAUGACGAACAAUAACUAAGGAUUGCUAAUAUUUACGAACAUUUAAGAUAAUGUCGAUACAUCAAAGGAAAUCCGCUGUUCUUAAAUUUGGCCCUCGUUUGAACGCCCCGAUUUUACGUUACAUUUCCUCCUUUCCUUCUUUCCUUUUGGGAUAGUUAUUGCAAUAUACGUAUGUAAGAACGUAACUGGAGCCAUUUCUCUAUAUUUGGUAAUGUUUCUUAACCCUUCGAGCGUUAUUGGCCUUCCACGAUAUGGAAAUGGAAUACGUACUAGUUUCUCAGGAAAGGUACAAAAAGAACUGCUCCUGAGAGACAUAUUUCGAUAUUCUACGAGCUCAAAGAGGAAAUGAAAAUAACGAUGCGUUUCUUUGUAAAAGUAAUUUUAUAGUGGACGAUUAAAAUGAUAUAGUACUUGACAUAAUAUAGUACAAUUAAUUUGACACAUCUUAUGAUUUAAUUGCUUACCGAUAUAUAUUUAUAUUUAUUUAUUCACAGAUUUAAUAGUAUCUAAUAUGUGAUAGAAAAAGAAGGAAAUAAUCUCUCUCUCUGACACGUUCUACAACAAUUUUUAAAUUUUCUGAGACUAUAGAAAAAACUAAUAAUAUGCAAAAAAUAUACUUUUCAUUUUGAGAGAAACGAUUCAAAUCGUAAAACGUUGGCUCAUUUCUCAAAGAAUCCUUUUAAUCAUCCCUUAAAAUCAAUUGCCCUUAUAUACCAAUACUUAACCUAGCAAUAGAACUUUUAUUUUACAAUAAAUAUUCGAGUUCCUAACACUAUAAUAAACAUCCAUUUCCUUUGAUCUCUGCACCUUCGAUCCAUUACUUUCCCAUCUCUUUUACAUUCUCUCUGACAUCAUCGAACUAAAAUGUUUUCGUCCUAACACCGUACCAAUCAUCGACCUAUCAAGAAACUUUUCAACUAUAAGUCAUUGUUUAAUCGAGCGACGUUUCCGCGAAGGGCGAAGUAAAGCAAAUGCAUCGUCUUUUAAUACGGACGAUUCUUAUCAAGCGUUCUUGACUCGUGUUCCAGCUAGAACGAAACAGAGAUCGGCGACAAUCCCAACAGCGAGGCAUUCACAGAGCCGUGACACUCUCCUCUGUGGCCAGUCGAGUGCGAAGAACGUUAAAUUCGCGAGGGGCGCUGGGUGGCUUCGCAUAGUCAAGGACAAAGCUCGAAAGUUUUUCGUCCACGUGACAGUUGAUCGAUACACAGACUAGCCAAAAGUACCAAACGAGCUAACUGCUCGAACAACGAUUAAAGUACAAUAAAUCGAGCAGUGAUUCUGCAAGAAAGACGCUCUCAUAUAUAAUACAUGUAAUAAUUUUUAAGUGAUUAGGAAUAUUGUCAAUUUUAUGCAUUUAUGGGAAACUUGAAGAUAGUUUCAAAUAAAGAUCAAAAAGUUGUUUUAAAUAAUGUUAAAAAUAAAAAUAUAGAAAAUACAAAUAAUACGCAGAAAACAUUAAAAAUAUCCAAAAUAGAAUAAAACUAUUUUCUACCUAAGUUCCAUUCUUUUACUUGCAUUUACCAAAAUAUGACUGCAUAAAUAUCUGCAUUCUAGUGAUCAGAUUGUUACAACCAGAUGUAUAGAUCACAGAUCUUAUAUAUCAAAAUUUUAAAUAACCUGUAUAAAGCUUAAAAUUCGACGAUCAUCUGCAAGGGGAAAUUCUUUGAGAAAGUCUGAUAGGGAAAUUGUUGUCGAAUUAACUUUCAAUACUAUGUGCAACGGAGGAAACAUUAUAAGAUGAGUGUUAUAAUGCACGAAGGUAGAAUGAAGAUAGCUUAUACGGUGAUAACGACGACCUCGAGCCGAUAGCGAGGUUGGCAGAACCUCUUGUUGCGGGAUUCGACAACGUUUAUGUCAAGGAUAUGUGGGAUGGAUUUUGGAUUUGUAAAAUUUUAUGAAACUAUGGAGUAGCUUGGAUAUUUGACAAGAACGAUAGUGCUCUAUUGCUAAUAUCGCCGAUGGCAAUAUAGUGUUGCCUGAUUCAUUUUAUAAUUGUGAAAUCCUUAGAUGAUGAUGACGAAAAUUGGAUACAUUGAAAUUAAAAAAGACGUGCACGUUACAAAAUACGACAGUUAGAGUCACGAAAUUACGAAACAGGACAUCCUUAAUUCCGCAAUAAGGAAACCUCAUCGAGACGAUUCGAGACUCGCUACACUUAGAUCCAACGUGUGUUAAGUUGAGCAAGCCAAGGUUGACGUCUUCACCGUUGUGAAAUUUUGCCGCAGUAAGAGUGAUAAAUCUGUGAUAUAUAUACUGAACUUAUAAAAGCUAUUUCGAAUUGGGAUUAGAUAAGGAUGAUCAGGAUUUGUGGAUGCUGGAUCAUGACAGAUCUUCCUGUGAAUUACUCGGAGAACUCAUACUGCGACGAGAAGCAAUCCACGGACGAAGAAAAAAAGUACCAUUACUGAAUAAUGGCACCGCCAAAGAGGAAAUCAAAAGGCCGACUAUGGAAGAAACAAAUAAUAGGGCCACGUUAUAGCUAUCAACAACGUCCUAAGCGACAAAAUAUGCCACGUCGAGUACAGACUCUUUAUCAACCCACGACUGUACGAGAAAUGGUGUACAGGUUGCUCAACAGCAAACAUAACCAAGGAAAAAAGCAAAGAGUCCCUGGAAGCGGCAGAAUCCACGGAAGCAUGCGGAAAUAUCAAAAUACACGGGAGUCUUCGUACGAUAGUUCGCCCCAUCGCGAUAGCUCGCCAUCCAUUCAGGACUCAGAGUACACAAAAUCCGUGGCAACAUCCGUGGAGAACUUGUCGAGGGUGAUGGAGGCCACUAAUAGCUCAGUGGCCAGCAGCUCUGGCAACAGCAGCGUUUCGAAUGCCUCCGUGGAACCGCUUGCUCUCGCAAAGACGAUCGAUAACACUAGAGCCUUACUGAAGAAAAAAUCUUUCGUUCAGGUCAUCAACAAUUACAUCAAGGCCGGAAUAGAGGAAGGAAAACGGCAAGCGAAGAAGUACAUCCGCAAGGCACUUUCCUUCGGCGUGAAAUCCGGUUACCUAAUUCCUGCUGGUCCACAAGGACAAGUGAUACGAGUAUCUCCAACGUUGAUAGAAUCGAAGAAGAGUGACAUAGAAUCACGGAAAAGACGAAGGAGGGCCAGGAGAGGUGAAGAAGACCCAAUGGCCGAUGCCCAGAAACGGCGUCGAUUGACCCCUCCUUGGGACACGAAGAACAUCACACGCCGUGAAAGUACACCAAAACCGGAAACUCCGCCUCGAAAAAGAAGGAAGACCUCGAAAAGUUCGAUUCAGGCGAAGAAGAGUCCCAGGAAGAAAACCAAGGAACGUGCUCUACGGGAAAGCAGAAAAAGGAGAACUAGGAAAGGAAAAAAAGAUAAGUUAAUAAUAUCAACGUUGUCCAAGAGCCCGAGCAACAAAAUCGACGAGACUCAAAAGAAAAUAGGAAGUACGCGAAACUCGUACAAAUACAAUGUGGACAAGGGAGAAGAGGAUCACAGAAAUCGCAGGGCUAAGUCUUCCCGUUCAAAAAAAGAAGAUAAUGAGAAUUCGAAAGAGAAUAAACCAGACUCGAGCAACGAGGAUGAAUACAAUGCGGAAUUGAGCGAAAACGAAGAAAUCAAUGAAAGAAUGGCGAUAGUACGACAGAAAUCGACGACCAGUCGAGAGGACGCUUUGCGAAAUAGCAGCGGAUCAUCCGAAAAUCCAGGGAAAAUCGUCGAAGAAAAAUUGGAUGCCCCCUAUGAAGAAAAUAACGAGAACGAUACAAUUGAGAAUUUGGAUUAA